AUGGCCGACCAAACAUUCUCAACUUACAUUCCAGAGGAAGUACCUCUUCCGCCUGCUCCUGACGCGUCGUUUUAUACCGAGUCCCAAUGGAGCAUACUGUUUGCCAUUGCAGAUGCGGUUGUGCCAUCUAUUCGGACUGCCCCUCAGUCGACGACAGACAAAGUUAUCUCGGCUGCGGAAUACGAUGCAGUUCUCAACAAGAUCUCGUCAAUUAUCCCUGGCCCGGAUUCUAAAACGCUCGCUGUAAAGCUCUUGGAAGAGAGUGUAUCGACCAACCCCGUGUUCCGCGCUAUUGUGGAACGUACCCUUGGAAGUGCCGUGCCCGAAGACGGUAGAAAUGGGUUGGGCAUGAUUUUAAACGCUCUGAGUACCCGAGCUGGUUCAUUGAUCCUGACAGGGUCGACCACUCCAAUUGAUCAGCAACCCGUUUCUUUCCGUGAGAAAGUGAUUGUAGGAUGGGAUACUUCCAGACUUCCGCCUUUACGUGCUAUUCACCGUGCCUUGACUGCUAUUGUCAAGAAGUCUUGGGUCCUGGCUAGUCCUAAUGUGAACCAAAUUUUAGGCUUUCCUCGUGUUCCAGCAUAUGGGAAGCCCGCCGAUGGUUUCCCAUAUGAAUUUGUCCAAAUUCCUCCAGGUGAUGGGCCCGAGACUAUUGAGGCCGAUGUCGUGAUUGUAGGCAGCGGUUGCGGUGGAGCCGUCACUGCGAAGAACCUCGCGGAAGCGGGCCUCCGAGUCCUCGUUGUUGAGAAGUCUUAUUCAUACUCACCUAAGUCGUUCCCCAUGUCGGGGAAUGAGGCUUAUAAUAGUAUGUUCGAAGGCUCGGGUGCUGUUAUGAGUGAUGAUGGCUCGAUGGCUAUCCUCGCCGGUUCAACAUGGGGUGGUGGUGGUACUAUCAAUUGGUCCGCAGCUUUGCAAACCCAGGCAUACGUGCGCCAGGAAUGGUCCGAUGAAGGUCUUCCUCUCUUCACAUCUUGGGAUUACCAGAGAAGUCUUGAUCGUGUUUGCGACCGAAUGGGUGUCAAUACCGAGCAUGUGAAGCAUAAUCGUCAGAAUAACGUGAUUUUGGAGGGCGCGCGGAAGCUGGGCUAUUCAGCCAAGACAGUCCCGCAAAAUACAGGCAAUGAAGAGCAUUAUUGUGGACACUGUACAAUGGGCUGUGCGUCUACUGGUAAAAAGGGUCCGACCGAGAGUUUCCUCGCGGAUGCCGCGAGAGCUGGCGCCACUUUCAUUGAAGGAUUCAAAGCCGAUAAGGUGCUAUUUGAAACCAAUAGAAGUGGUAAGAAGGCAGCGACUGGCGUGAAAGGAACGUGGACUUCACGAGAUCAAUAUCUUGGGUUUAGUGGCAGUGGAGCUACUACACGAAAGGUGAUCAUCAAGGCGAAGAAGGUAGUUGUCUCAUCUGGUACACUACAAAGUCCUCUCCUGCUCCUUCGAAGUGGUCUUAAAAACUCGCAAAUCGGUCGCAAUCUCCAUUUGCAUCCAGUGAUGGGUGUAGCGGCUCUCUUCGACGAGGACACUCGCCCAUGGGAGGGCUCAGCAUUGACUACAGUAGUUAAUGAAUUUGAAGACCUUGACGGCCAUGGUCACGGAGUCAAGAUUGAAUCCGCAGCCAUGAUCCCUUCGAUCUUUAUCCCUAUCUUCCCUUGGAAAAACGGAUUAGAGUACAAGAUCGCCGCAGCAAAGAUGCGCCGGAGCACAAGUUUCAUCACUUUGGUCAAAGACCGAGAUGGUGGUCGGGUCUUCCCUGACCCUACUGAUGGACGUGUACGUGUUGACUACACAGUCUCCCCUUUUGACAGACGUCACAUUGUGGAGGGCGUAGUCGCUGCGGCCAAAAUCGCAUACAUCUCCGGCGCUAAAGAGGUCAUCACAACUUCUCGCGAAAUCGAUCCAUUUAUUCGACCUGAUUCAUCUGACCCAGAUGCCCCGGAGGGGACGAAUGAUGCUGCGCUGCAGAAUUGGAUUACAGAGCUUCGUCGCAAGUCACCGUUGAAUCCUGAACGUACGCUUUUCGCUAGUGCCCAUCAAAUGGGUACAUGCAGAAUGGGCAAGUCACCCAAGUCCAGUGUUGUUGAUCCUGACUGCCAGGUUUGGGGCACUGAGGGUCUGUAUGUUGUCGAUGCUUCUGUAUUCCCCAGUGCUAGCGGUGUAAAUCCAAUGGUUACCAAUAUGGCUAUUGCAGACUGGGCGAGUCGAAACCUUGCUCAGGUCAUGACAAAGUCAUCAACCAGUGAACACAAUCGCAUGGCUCGUCUGUAA
Molecule: messenger RNA, 2259 nt
Organism: Penicillium angulare
Lineage: Eukaryota; Fungi; Ascomycota; Eurotiomycetes; Eurotiales; Aspergillaceae
Product: GMC family oxidoreductase
Exons: 2
Coding region: 1-2259 (752 amino acids)
Molecular function (GO): long-chain-alcohol oxidase activity; flavin adenine dinucleotide binding
Source: RefSeq, a predicted model, not a curated record